AUGGCCAUGGCUUCGGGCGCUCAGCUCUACCAGGAAUGCUGGGAAUCAUGGCCGGGCACAGCGAGAUGGUGCAUGAGAUUUGCUCUCGCGCAGAUUUGGAGCUCUGUGGCUGGUCACCUGUUCUUUGUGACGGGCCCACGCUUCAUCAGUGACUCAACCAACAAGGACGAGAUUGAGCUCUUCCAAAUGACACGCUUGGUGCUCGCCAUACCGCUAGGACUCCUUGCCAUGUUCCACCUUGUGGAGAAUGCGAAGCCCCAGCCACGAUUGCGGGCGUUAAUCAUGGCCCGCGUGUCGAUGUUUGAAUUUUGCGUUAAGAUUACGUAUUACUCGAUGAUGGCCACUGGUCGUGAAUGGGCUUGGCAAAACAUGCGUUGCUAUGAUGUGCGGCCCAUCUAUUUGACACGCUGGCUUGGUUGGACCUUUGCCAUCCCCACUCUGCUGGUCAUGAACUAUUAUCCAAUUCUGGAUGAUCGUUCCUUUAGCGAGGGUGUGCGCCGCAUCUUCCCACAGAUGGCAGCAACAGCAGCAUAUUGCUGGGCUUGCUACAUGGGCUGCGUGAUCACAGAUGCUUGGUAUGGAUGGUAUCUGAACACGUUGGGAUGCGUGGCGUAUGUUGCUGUGGUUGUGGACACAGUGUGCCUGACAGCAGAGCGCAUUUUGUACACGGACCAGCCCAUCCUAAAGGGCUACAGCAUCAUCGUGAAGGAGUGCGUGUUUGUCAUCUACACUUGCGUCUGGCUGCUCGGGAACUGGGGCUACACCAGCUCCUACUCUGUCCAGCGGUUCUAUUCCGUCUCAGAUGUCAGUCUCAAAAGUACGAUGUGCGUCUUGAUGUUUUUCUUCUGGUCCAUGGAGGAAGAGAAGAAGGAGGACUCAGACCAAGAGAAGGACAAGACAAGCUGA
Symbiodinium natans is the source of this 906-nucleotide messenger RNA. The record is from the annotation of a GenBank genome assembly. NCBI's taxonomy places the organism in Eukaryota, Dinophyceae, Suessiales, Symbiodiniaceae.